UUAUCUAUAUCGUGUUUCACGGACAUUCUUUACGACUAAUGAUAAAUAAUAAUAGGAAUUAAACAAGUUUACAUUCUGUUGUGUAACACUGAAAAGUUUGAAGUUUAACGCUUAGACAUUUUUUAAUUUCUGUCUAUUCGUUUAUUGAAGAACUAAAAGCGUCGGAAACUAGGAAAGUGAAUUAUAAAAGUUUGGCCAACAACAAGGCCACACGCGCAAUCUCAGAAUAGUAACAAUUUGUCAUUUCAGAUGGCCAACCUCUAUAAAAACUACUUGAAACUGUUGCAGCAAUGGCCGUUGGACCCCAGUAAAACCGGCAGAGAUCUUGGAGAACACAUCCGUAAAGAAGUAGGAGCGGCCUUCAGCUCUGGUGAUUCCUUUCGUGGUGAUACCACAAAGUGCUUAAAGAAAUACGAGUCCCUCAAACGUCUGGCGGACAACCACUACUGCAACAAAUACAAGCGUUCAAUCCAAUCAUCAGCGUCCGGGCUCAGUAGUCAACAUUGCACGGCUGUAUUGUCUAGAGAAUCUUUAGCAAUUUUAAAUAAUCAAAAUGAAGGCUUCUUUAAGACAACUUUUAACAAAAUCAAAGAUAAAAUUAGUACGCCAUCACAACAGCAGGCCUCACAAACCAGUACUGCUGGAAGAAGCAAUUAGUUAUCUCUCACCUCAAAAGGGCCACAACAUCAUAGACAUGACAUUCGGGGCCGGGGGACACACGGAAAGGAUUCUGCAAGAAAAUGAUACAACAGUUGUUUAUUGUUUGGAUAGAGACCCAACUGCAUGUGCUAUGGCAAAACUACUUUCUGAACGUUAUCCAAACAGAGUGGUACCUUUGAAGGGUAAAUUUAGUGAUUUGCCAGUUCUGUUAAAAAAUUUAGGAUGCAAAAUGAAUAGCUUUGAUGGUAUUUUAUUUGAUUUUGGUGCUUCUUCUAUGCAAUUUGAUACGGCUUCCAGAGGCUUUUCAAUUAGUAAGAAUGGCCCCUUAGAUAUGCGAAUGGAUCCUGAAGAACAGACUAUUACUGCGGCAGAUGUAUUAGCCAAAGCUGAUCAAUCAGAUCUAUAUAAAAUAUUUAAAGUAUACGGAGAGGAAAAACAGUCAAAGAAAAUUGCAAAUGCUGUAAUCGAAGCAAGGUAUUUAUUUAAGCCACUAAAAACUACACGUGAUUUUUGUGAGCUUGUCCAAAAUGUUUGCGACAAUGAGAUGAGAAGCGACAUGUUGCAUAGGCCAGCUCAUCCAGCUACCAAAGUGUUCCAAGCGUUACGCAUAUUUGUCAACAAUGAAUUGAACGAGAUCAACCACAGUAUAGUGUUGGCAAGCCGUUAUUUGAAAAUGGGAGGAGUCAUGGUGACGGUUGCUUUUCAUUCUCUCGAAGACACCAUAGUAAAACGGCAUAUUCAGGGUAAUGUCAAUGAAAACAUGGCUAACACUCUGCCCUUGAAGUACAUUAACCCAAUGCAGGCCUACGAUAAAGAGUUUAUGAGUGUAGUCAAUGACACUUGUUGGCAUCAAAUCCACAAGCAUGUGAUAACUCCAAGUGUUGAAGAGGUUGAAUCAAAUCCUAGAAGCAGAUCAGCACGCCUCAGGGCGGCCGUUCGAAUCAAAUAGUACUAGUUUUUGUUAGAUUUUGUCAUCUUAUUUUUGUAGAUUAAAUAUUAUUAUUCUUAAAA
Messenger RNA from Myzus persicae (green peach aphid), 1671 nucleotides. RefSeq names its product probable methyltransferase-like protein 15 homolog. The coding region runs from base 554 to 1609 and encodes 351 amino acids. Gene Ontology annotation, molecular function: rRNA (cytosine-N4-)-methyltransferase activity. The transcript has 4 exons. Gene Ontology annotation, biological process: rRNA base methylation. The record is from RefSeq and is a predicted model, not a curated record. Lineage: Eukaryota; Metazoa; Arthropoda; Insecta; Hemiptera; Aphididae.